AUGUCGAGAAGAAAGGCGAAUGCCAAUAAGCAACAUGUUUUCAACUUCGAUGAUCACACAGGCCGACCAGCCAAGAUAAGCUGUAGUGCUCACCUAAGAGAUAUCCUACCAUCUCUUUCAAGUUUAUGCUUAUAUUUUAUUUAUCUAGAUUUUCCUUAA
Messenger RNA from Fusarium redolens, 159 nucleotides. RefSeq lists its product as uncharacterized. The record is from RefSeq and is a predicted model, not a curated record. The coding region runs from base 1 to 159 and encodes 52 amino acids. NCBI's taxonomy places the organism in Eukaryota, Fungi, Ascomycota, Sordariomycetes, Hypocreales, Nectriaceae. The transcript has a single exon.